AUGAUUCGCCCUUCACACAUUUCAACCCGUAACAAUGUCAUGUUGUUCAACUGCUCCGACAGCAUCCUUUUGUCGCCCCUGAAUUGUUCCUCCAAUAGCUUUUGCCGUAAGUUUGAAGCUCUGGAUGUGGGGAGUGGAUGCAAGGGCACCCUUUGUUGUCAUUACUUGAAAGAUUCGUCUAUGAAUUCUCACAAGAUCAGGGUUCGGGUUGGAGGGUGCACUGCUUACACAUCGGUGAUCAAUGUGAAGCCCAACGAUCCUGCUGAGGCGUGGAAUUAUGGCAUUGAGCUGCAAUGGGCACCUCCCCACCUAUGA
Linum trigynum is the source of this 315-nucleotide messenger RNA. The record is from the annotation of a GenBank genome assembly. Lineage: Eukaryota; Viridiplantae; Streptophyta; Magnoliopsida; Malpighiales; Linaceae.